UUGGUCACAGCUUACAACUAUUAUUCAUUUUUACAAAGUAUUCUUGUAGUGGACUGGGAUGUACAUCACGGCCAAGGGACACAGUAUGCAUUCUAUGAAGACGCAAGGCACUGUCCGAUCUUUCGAUCUACUCAUAUGAGUAUGCGCAUGCUUGCUCUUUGGAGCUGCGUAUUUGUUCUACGCGUACUAUAUUUCUCCAUUCACCGCUACGACGAAUGUGAAUUUUGGCCUAAUCUACGCGAAGCGAAUUACGAUUUCAUUGGCGCAGGCUCUGGGAGAGGCUACAAUAUCAAUGUUCCUCUCAAUGAGGUACGUUUUUCAACUAUAUUGAGCAUAUACUAUAAACUAGAUCACCCUUAUAUUCGUGUCCUUGUAACUAUAAUUAAAAGGUAA
Messenger RNA from Protopolystoma xenopodis, 393 nucleotides. The record is from the annotation of a GenBank genome assembly. NCBI's taxonomy places the organism in Eukaryota, Metazoa, Platyhelminthes, Monogenea, Polystomatidea, Polystomatidae.